Sphaeramia orbicularis (orbiculate cardinalfish) is the source of this 2173-nucleotide messenger RNA. It is a transcript of the gene scamp4, whose product is annotated as secretory carrier membrane protein 4. The transcript has 7 exons. Bases 415 to 1116 code for a protein of 233 amino acids. Gene Ontology annotation, biological process: protein transport. Gene Ontology annotation, cellular component: trans-Golgi network membrane; recycling endosome membrane. The record is from RefSeq and is a predicted model, not a curated record. NCBI's taxonomy places the organism in Eukaryota, Metazoa, Chordata, Actinopteri, Kurtiformes, Apogonidae.
AUAGCGACAUUUUCUAAACACUGGUGUUAUAGACAUUCUUUAAAUCAACCUGUAAUUACAUGGCAAUGAUCGGAAAACGGUUAACGUGUAGGAUCAUGCUGAAAUCACGCGUUUUCAUUUUACUUCCCGCACGAGAUCUGGGAUUUGUAGUUCUUUAAGUCUCCAAGUGAGUGGAAUGUAAACAGUAUGAAACUACACACAGUACUUUUCUGCGCAGCCGCAAUAUCACUGUUGGGAUCUAGAAGCGCAUCCCAAAAGUGCCGCAAGGCACAUAUCCAGCCGGAAAUACACAAGCAGAAGUAGCGCAUCCUGGACGUUCUACGGACCCUGCAGUUUGUCGGCCGGAAACGUAAAGAGAAGUUUGCCUCUAUUUAUUUCAGAGAAUAAGGAAGGAUUUCUAGGAAGGAUCUCGAAAUGGCAGAGCGCGCAAACAACUUUCCUCCCCUUCCUCAGUUUCUGAGAGUUAAACCAUGCUUUUAUCAGAACAUUGAGGAGGAAAUCCCUGCAAACCACCAGCAGCUGGUUCGCAGAGUCUACAUACUUUGGAUGAUGUAUUCAGCCACACUGUGCAUAAAUUUGAUCUCAUGUAUUGCGUGGUGGGCUGGAGGUGGAAGUGCUACAAACUUCGGCUUCGCCCUGCUCUGGCUUAUCCUCUUCAGUCCAUCUAGUUACAUCUGCUGGUUCAGACCACUCUACAAGGCCUUCAGGGCUGAUAGCUCAUUCAACUUCAUGGCUUUCUUCUUCGUCUUCUUCUUUCAAUGCAUCUUGGCUCUCAUUCAGACUAUUGGCAUCUCCGGCUGGGGAACAUGCGGCUGGUUUGCCACAGUGACGUUUUUCAGCACCAAUGUGGGUUCUGCUAUAGUGAUGCUUAUCACAGCUCUGCUCUUCACUCUGGUGACUGCUUUAAUGGCUCUGGUUCUGAUAAAGGUGCACAGACUGUACCGUGGAGGUGGAGGUAGUCUGGCACGUGCACAGGAGGAGUGGAGCACCGGGACGUGGAAGAACCCGGCGGUGACACAAGCAGGGUUCAACGCGGUGGCUCAGACCGCCCAGGGCCCCAGCCUGCCCCAGUACCCGGCAGCAGUGCCCAGCUACCCCGACAACAGCCACUGGUGAUAGCCGAGGAUCACCUCUAGAUGGAGGCAGACAGCUGGCCAUUUACAUGGUGCACAAGGAAGAUGAAGAAUUAACACGGCAUUUAAUUCUUACAUGCCAAAAUUCAUAGAUUUUUUUUGAGUGAGUUCAAGAGUUGCUAUAAAAAGUUUUAUUAAAGAAGAGUUUUGCCAGCAAAGCAAAGCUCAUGAAGCCCUACAUGACAGGGGUCAUAUGAAAAUAUGCCAUUCCAUAUCAACUUGUUUACACAGAAUUUAUCAGAGUAAAUCAGACGCAAAUGCAGUUUCAUGUUCUCAUUAAUUUGGUUAGGAAAGUUUAUUAUCUUGCACUUAAUGCAAAUGGAAACUCAAACAGUGUGGCUUGUGUUUCAGGUUAACAGUAUGAAAUGGGCGUGUGCCUUACGGACCUUUUAUGAGAGGAGUUUUUGAAAUUCUGGCAGACCUGCAUGCUAGAAACUAUAGUACGCUUAAGUACAGGGUUUUCUCUUUAAACUGCACGAUAUUUAUCUGGUGGACUUUCCUCUAUGGUUUUAUGUGUACUUUGGCAGGACUUCAGUUUAUUUUUGAUACCGUGCUUGAUAUCUCUACACUUGCCUGCUUUGCCAGUGGUUUCUUGAAAUGCGCCUUAAUAUUACAGAUUUUGCAUGUGAAAGUGAUCUUGCUUGACUUUUGCCUUAAUACUGUUUUUUUUCUUUUUUUUUUUUUGGGAACUGGACUUGUGCUUCAGUGAAGCAACAUGUGGAAAUAUGGUGUGUAAUCUUUACUCAUGUGCCAUAACACUUGCCUCUUUCUAUUAUUUUAAUGUCAAAAAAGUCCCACCCAUUGUCCAUAUUGUGCUGAACUCUGACUCAGUAUUUCUCAUGCUCUCUUUCUGUAUUUCCAAAGCUACACUGUUUGCUUUUAGUGGUCAGUGCCCUGCAGUGAAAGCACCUUAUCAGUAGUUGUCAAUGUUCCAGUCACUUUCACUAUUCCCUACAUAGAGUGAAUUUUCGUGAUUAGUGACUACAUUGUGCCUGCAUGCAGCCUACCGUGGGUGUGGGGCUGAAAAGGGUUUUAAAAAA